UGGAUUAUUCCUUAAGACUCGCUCGAGCUGUCAAAGUUCAAAUCGUAAAAAGUCGCCCCGUUCCACCUUGUUUUUUUUCGGAUUACCGAUAUUCUCUUUUUCCUGCACUUUCUACAAGAUGUCUUCGACCGAAAAAAGCUACGAUGACAUGACACCUGAAGAACGCGAGGUGCACGAUAAGGCACAAAAGGAGCGUGAAGAGGCAGAGCAAGCCGAAUUACCGUACAAGUGGCGACAGACUUUGCAAGAUGUCGAUGUGACGAUUCCAGUUCCCAAAGGAACACGUGGACGCGAUCUUCAAGUGGAAUUAAAAAAGAAGCAUAUCAAGGUGGCGCUAAAGGGCCAGCCUGCUAUCAUGGAGGGCGAAUUAUGUAAAGAGAUCAAGGUGGAUGACAGCACUUGGACUAUCGAUAACCAAGAGGAAGUACUUGUACAUUUGGAAAAAGUUAACCAGAUGACUUGGUGGGAGAACGUGGUCACUUCGGCUCCCAAGAUUGAUACCAAAAAGAUUCAACCUGAAAACUCGAAAUUGGAUGAAUUGGAUGGUGAAACCCGUGCUAUGGUGGAGAAAAUGAUGUUUGAUCAGCGUCAGAAGGCCAUGAAUCAGCCAGAUAGUGAUACGCUUCGAAAGCAGCAGGUGUUUGAAUCGUUUAAGAACCAGCACCCAGAAAUGGAUUUUAGCAAAGCACAGUUCCAGUAAAGGCCUACGUAUUGUGUGGGAUAUGAUGUGAUUGUAGUGAUCCUGUUUUAAGUUUCCUUUACAGAUUUUCUCAAUAAAAGAUAAGUAAAAGAGUAAUAGGACGAAUGUUAUAAAAUUACGUAAAAAAAGAACAU
Zychaea mexicana is the source of this 834-nucleotide messenger RNA. RefSeq names its product HSP20-like chaperone. Gene Ontology annotation, cellular component: cytoplasm. The record is from RefSeq and is a predicted model, not a curated record. Bases 149 to 700 code for a protein of 183 amino acids. Lineage: Eukaryota; Fungi; Mucoromycota; Mucoromycetes; Mucorales; Lichtheimiaceae. Gene Ontology annotation, biological process: protein folding. The transcript is spliced from 6 exons.